UUAAAAAACAACACCCUGACCCAAGCCGAGAUAGGUUCCAAACCUCAACCUGCAGCCGGAAGGGGGAAGUGAAACUUGGCUGGGGGUGGGGGCUCAGAGGCCGCCCCAGAAAGCACUGAAAGCCACAGCACGUACACCCGCUCCAGGGAUCUGCCAGCACCCUGUGGGGCCCAGACUACAGGCCGAUGGCGGAGGCUUCGAGUGACCUGGGCGCUGAGGAGCGGGAAGAGUUGCUGGGGCCCACUGCUCAGUGGAGCGUGGAGGACGAGGAGGAGGCCGUCCGCGAGCAAUGCCAGCAUGAGAGAGACAGGCAGCUUCCGGCCCAGGACGAGGACGGAGGCGACCAUGUCCCCAAGAGGCCGGAGCAGGAGAUGCUCCUCAGCCUGAAGCCCUCGGAGGCCCCUGAACUGGAUGAGGACGAGGGCUUUGGCGACUGGUCCCAGAGGCCAGAGCAGCGGCAGCAGCACGAGGAGACGCAGGGUGCCUCGGACAGCGGAGAGCCCCCCCGCUGCAGGAGUCCUGAGGGGGAGCAAGAGGACAGGCCCAGCCUGCAUGCCUGCGAAAAGGAGAACAGUGACGAAGUCCACCUGGAGGAGUUGAGUCUGAGCAAGGAGGGGCCAGACCCAGAGGACACUGUCCAGGACAACCUGGGGGCUGCAGGGGCUGAGGAGGAACAGGAGGAGCACCAGAAAUGUCAGCAGCCUAGGACACCCAGCCCCUUGGUCUUGGAGGGGACCAUCGAACAGAGCUCGCCUCCCCUGAGCCCUACCACCAAACUCAUCGACAGGACCGAGUCCCUAAACCGCUCCAUAGAGAAGAGUAACAGUGUGAAGAAAUCGCAGCCAGACUUGCCCAUCUCCAAGAUUGACCAGUGGCUGGAACAAUAUACCCAGGCCAUUGAGACCGCUGGCCGGACCCCCAAGCUAGCCCGCCAGGCCUCCAUAGAGCUGCCCAGCAUGGCCGUGGCCAGUACCAAGAGUCGGUGGGAGACGGGUGAGGUACAGGCUCAGUCUGCGGCCAAGACUCCGUCCUGCAAGGAUAUUGUGGCUGGAGACAUGAGCAAGAAAAGCCUCUGGGAGCAGAAGGGAGGCUCCAAGACCUCAUCAACAAUUAAGAGCACCCCAUCUGGGAAGAGGUAUAAGUUUGUGGCCACCGGGCAUGGGAAAUAUGAGAAGGUGCUUGUGGAAGGGGGCCCGGCUCCCUAGGCCUCCCAUCUCGCUUCCUGGGUCUGCAGGUCCAGCUGGGUGGCACCCUCCAUGUACCCAGGGGAGAUUCCAGCCAGACACCCGCCCCCUGGCCCUGGCUAAGAAGUUGCUUCCCGUUGCCAGCAUGACCUACCCUCGCCUCUUUGACGCCACCCGCUGCCACCUCCUUUUGCUCCUGGAUCCUUUAGCCUCUCUGCCCUUCCACUCUCUGACCACCACCACCACCUCCCCCCGCCCCCCCCACCCAGCUCUGCUUCUCAUUACUUGGGGGAGGAAAGAAACUCCUGAUCAUUGGCCAAAGGGACUUACCCCUGGAGAGGCCAAGUGCCUUCUAGGAAGUUAGGAGGUUGAAGCACAGCCUGUGCAGAGAGGGCAGGUCACCCCCCAGAUCCAAGGGGAAACUGCAGGUCAAGGGCUGAUAACGGCCAUGCAGGAUGCUUGACGCUGCGUCCCCCCUGCACUCUGCUUGCCGCCCCCCACCCUGCCAUUUUGUAUAAUAAAGCUCCCUGUGUAUUCUC
Molecule: messenger RNA, 1723 nt
Organism: Nomascus leucogenys (northern white-cheeked gibbon)
Lineage: Eukaryota; Metazoa; Chordata; Mammalia; Primates; Hylobatidae
Gene: LSP1
Product: lymphocyte specific protein 1
Biological process (GO): signal transduction
Molecular function (GO): actin binding
Source: RefSeq, a predicted model, not a curated record